Rosa rugosa (rugosa rose) is the source of this 2848-nucleotide messenger RNA. RefSeq lists its product as uncharacterized. Bases 157 to 1194 code for a protein of 345 amino acids. The record is from RefSeq and is a predicted model, not a curated record. The transcript has 8 exons. NCBI's taxonomy places the organism in Eukaryota, Viridiplantae, Streptophyta, Magnoliopsida, Rosales, Rosaceae. Gene Ontology annotation, cellular component: cytoplasm; membrane.
GGCAGCAGGAACAAACCAUGAAUGGUAGAAAAUGCAAGUACGAUCGUAAUCAAACCUUCGUCGGAGCCGAAUUCCCAUCUCCCACGUAACCAUAAUCGUUUAUAAUCCCAUUCCAAUUCUCUCAGCUCCAUCCCAAACACUCCGUUAGCGUCUCUAAUGGCUACACUUAACAUAAACGCAGCUCGUAAGCUCACAACCUCCUCCUUAAAUCCUCAACCCCACAAACCCAGUUCUCUUCCUUUCUUCUUGUGUGCCCAGAACUUCAGCAGACCCGGCCCAUCGAAGAAAUGGGUCAUCUCGGCCCGGAAAAAACGAAGCUUUACUGUUGGGUCAGUGACGGAGGACAGAGAGGUGGUUGCUGACCAAGAGAGCCGGUUGUUGGUUGAUGGGUCUGAAGAGUUUGUGGGUCUUCAAUCUGAAUCGUCUGGUUCUGGAGGAAAUGGAGAUGGGGAGGAUUUGGAUAAGUUGACCAGUAGAGCUGUCAAUGCUUUGAUUGUUCUCGGAUUUGGGACCUUUGCGGUGUCUAAGUUGCUUACGAUUGACCAUGACUAUUGGCAUGGAUGGACCCUUUACGAGAUACUGAAGUAUGUACCUGAGCACAAUUGGAUUGCCUACGAACAAGCUCUCCAAGCAAACCCUGUUUUAGCCAAAAUGGUGAUAAGUGGGGUAGUCUAUACUCUAGGAGAUUGGAUUGCCCAAUGUUAUGAAGGGAAGCCGCUUUUGGAAUUUGAUAGAACACGCAUGUUCAGAUCAGGGCUUGUAGGGUUUUCCCUCCAUGGAUCCCUUUCUCAUUAUUAUUACCAAUUUUGUGAGGCUCUCUUUCCUUUGGAAGAUUGGUGGGUAGUCCCAGCCAAAAUAGCCUUUGACCAAACAGUGUGGGCGGCUAUAUGGAACAGCAUCUAUUUUGUGGCUCUGGGGGUCUUGCGUUUUGAGUCCCCAACCAAAAUUUUUGAUGAACUGAAGGCUACAUUUCGACCCAUGCUGACUGCAGGAUGGAAACUUUGGCCAUUUGCUCAUCUAAUUACCUAUGGCUUGAUUCCUCUUGAACAAAGGCUUCUUUGGGUGGACUGUGUGGAGCUUAUUUGGGUUACUAUUCUCUCAACAUAUUCAAAUGAGAAGUCAGAGGCCACUAUAUUGGAGGUAUCGUCUGGAGCAGAUUCCACUUCUUCGUCAAGCAGUUCUCCUAAGGACUAAAUGUUAUAUGGUACUGAGAAGAAGUUUUCUACAGUAAUCACCAUAUCCACUCAUUUAGUGUUCUGAGGGAUGCCAGGAAAGCGCAAAUCCCAGAUGUGCAGUGAGGGAGAUCAUCAUCUAUUGAUUGACUAGACUAGCACCCCCUAUAGCUUCAUAGAGGAGCCAGCAUUCAUUGGUUCGGGUAACUAGCGUAUAUAUACACGAUGCAAAUAAUUUUUUUCUCCAUCAAAUAUGUUGCAUGUCUGUUUCAAAUUGAAUCAGCUCUUCCUGGUGAUCACAUGUUAUAUAGAAUUUAAUCGAGUCAAAUUCUACGUAGAAUUUGACAGGCCUGCGGCAACUCAUGUUAUAGCAUGUAUAGUCUGUAUACUUAUAUCGAUAGUGCUAUUAAGAAGAUUUUGUCUCGCUACGUUUUGCACCCUUAAUAGGUUACCUAUAAUAUUAUUUCGACAAACUUCAUUUGUCUUGGGAGGUGAUGGUAUUACGGCAACCAUUAAAGAAUUGGAGUGAACACUGUUGGCCUGUUGCCGACUACACGUUCGUCGGAAAAAUUCGUUCUCAUUUUGAAAGGGACACAAUAACAAAAGAACUGGAGUAAACACCGAAUUCACCAUCGAAGACCUGUUCGUUGCAAAUUUUCAUUUUCAUUUUCAGACACCUUUCCCAACUACACGUUCUCAUUCUAAGCCACCUUUGAUGACGAAAGUCUGUCGGUAAAAAAUCCCUAUCAAUUUAAGACACAUUUGUCGAUAAAAGUCAUUCUCAUUUUAAAAUACUUUUGCCGCCGACUGUUCGUUAAUAAAAGUCGUUCCAAUUUUGAGAUACCUAUACAUACAAUUUUUCGUCGAUAAAAAACAUUCUCAUUUGUUAAAUGAAAUUUCAUCUGUAAAUGUGUCGAUGAAAGUUUGUCGGUAAAAGAUGUUGGUCAUAUUAAGCUUACCUUCGCCAACGGAUUUCUAAUUAUUCGUCGGCAAAAUACUUACUUUAAUUGGUAAAAAAAAGCUUGAAAAGCACCGCAUGCGAUGCACGUGACUUCGGGCUCUCACAAAGAGCGGGGGUUCAACCGAAUAAGACCCAAAUUACACGCCAAAAACUCCCUGGAUCUGGAAACUCCGUUACUCCCGGAUCCUCCCGUAACCCGACUCCAGAUCCGACUCAGCGGCGGCGGCAAUGGCGAAAGUCGAAGAGCCCAAGGCGACGUCCGACGACAUCGCCAAGAAGAAGACGAAGAAGAGGAACCACGGCUCAACCGAGUUCUUCGUCUUCGUCGAUUACCUCUUCCUCGCUGUCUUCUUCGGCUUCCUCUGCUUCAUCAUCUUCAAGAUCCUGGUCGGCACCGCAUCUGAUUCUUUCUCUAUCUAGACGCAUACCACAUUCUUUUCAUUCAGGCUAGAGUCCAAGUUGAAGGCUUUUGUGGAUGCUGGCUUGGUGUCGGGUUCAGAUUCUGUGAUUUCAAGUGCAUGAUGGUUUUUUGGUAUUGAAAAAUCAUGUGCCCUUUUGAUCAAAUGUGAGUUAGAAAGAAUUGCUUGUUAUGGCCUCUAAUUCUGGAAUUAUAGCAUUAUAAUUUGUAUAAUCAUAAUUUCAUGAUGUUCUUUUUAACGAACAUGAUGUUGUAUGUCCUUGCUUAUCAUACCAAAAUGAAAGCUUCAAGUUUCCA